Messenger RNA from Oncorhynchus kisutch (coho salmon), 2406 nucleotides. Its product is annotated as monocarboxylate transporter 4. The transcript is spliced from 9 exons. NCBI's taxonomy places the organism in Eukaryota, Metazoa, Chordata, Actinopteri, Salmoniformes, Salmonidae. Gene Ontology annotation, cellular component: basolateral plasma membrane. The coding region runs from base 590 to 2266 and encodes 558 amino acids. Gene Ontology annotation, molecular function: lactate:proton symporter activity. The record is from RefSeq and is a predicted model, not a curated record. Gene Ontology annotation, biological process: transmembrane transport; monocarboxylic acid transport.
CUGACCAGGAUGGAGAAUCAAUAACUCAGUAAAUACUGCAGGUCACUGACCAGGAUGGAGAAUCAAUAACUCAGUAAAUACUGUAUCUCACUGACCAGGAUGGAGAAUCAAUAACUCAGUAAAUACUGCAGGUCACUGACCAGGAUGGAGAAUCAAUAACUGAGUAAAUACUGUAUCUCACUGACCAGGAUGGAGAAUCAAUAACUCAGUAAAUACUGCAGGUCACUGACCAGGAUGGAGAAUCAAUAACUCAUUAAAUACUGCAGGUCACUGACCAGGAUGGAGAAUCAAUAACUCAUUAAAUACUGCAGGUCACUGACCAGGAUGGAGAAUCAAUAACUCAGUAAAUACUGCAGGUCACUGACCAGGAUGGAGAAUCAAUAGCUCACGGCAGGUCUGGGAAGUAUGUCAAGUAUGUAACAGAAUAAAAUAUGGACGUAGCCAUGGCUAUGGGUUCCGGCUUGGCUGUUUGCGUUUCUCAAGGAAUAGGAUGCCAUUUUGAAUGCAGACCGUGUAUUGGGCCCACACCAGCACCACACCAACAAUGACUUCCUCUGUCAUGUGGUCCCAGAUCCAAAGUUAGAGGACCAUGGGAGGUGCGGUGGUGGACGAGGGACCUGGGGGGGUGAAGGCACCAGACGGGGGGUGGGGCUGGGCUGUGCUGUCCGGCUGUUUCGUCAUCACUGGGUUCUCCUACGCCUUCCCCAAGGCUGUCAGCGUGUUCUUCAAGGAGCUGAUCAGAGAGUUCGACGUGGGGUACAGCGACACAGCAUGGAUCUCAUCUAUACUGCUGGCUAUGCUGUACGGCACAGGUCCUCUGUGCAGUGUGUUGGUGAAUCGUUACGGGUGUCGUCCGGUGAUGAUGGUGGGGGGACUUUUUGCCUCUCUGGGGAUGAUUCUGUCUUCCUUCUCCACCAGCAUCCUCCACAUCUACCUCUCUACUGGAGUCAUUACAGGUCUGGGCCUGGCGUUGAACUUCCAGCCGUCUCUGAUCAUGCUGAAUCGCUACUUCAGUGAGAAGAGGCCCCUGGCUAACGGCCUGGCUGCUGCUGGGAGUCCUGUGGCCCUCUGCUGCUUAUCACCUCUGGGACAGCUGUUGCAGUACCAGUACGGUUGGAGAGGAGGCUUCCUCAUCCUCGGAGGGCUCCUGCUCAACUGCUGCGCCUGCGCGGCCCUCAUGAGGCCCCUAGUGGCCCCUCCUAAACCCCACCAGCGGGAAGACGUAGAGAAGGAGGGAAAAGAGUUGGAGGUAGAGAAGACCCAGUCCAAACCCAAACCUCUCCUGGACUUCAGUGUGUUUAAGGACAGGGGUUUCCUGAUCUACACCAUAGCUGCAUCUAUUAUGGUUCUGGGUCUGUUUGUGCCACCGGUGUUCGUGGUGAGCUAUGCCAAAGAGCUGGGCAACGAAGACACCAAGUCGGCCCUCCUCCUAUCCAUCCUCGGCUUCAUAGACAUCUUCGCCCGGCCCACCUGUGGCAUCAUCGCUGGGCUGAAGUGGGUCAGGCCCAGAGUUGUUUACCUGUUCAGCUUUGCCAUGAUCUUUAAUGGAUGCACUGACCUGGUGGGAUCUCAGGCGAAGGACUACCCGUUUCUGGUGGUGUUCUGUGUGUUCUUCGGGAUCUCCUACGGCAUGGUCGGGGCGCUACAGUUUGAGGUUCUCAUGGCGAUCGUUGGCACGGAGAAAUUCUCCAGCGCUAUAGGACUGGUGUUGCUCAUGGAAGCUAUUGCUGUGCUGGUGGGACCACCUGGAGCAGGUCGGCUGCUGGACGCCACUAAGAACUACAUGUACGUGUUCCUGCUGGCAGGAAUUGAGGUGGUCCUCGCCGCCGUGGUCCUGGCCACGUGUAACUUCCUGUUCAUCAGGAAGAAGCCCACGGAACCCGCUGCGGAACUGGAGAACGGAACGGUUUCCGCGGAAAUGGAGCUUCUCAACAAGCCUGUUGCUGCUGAGGAAGAGGAGGAGGAAGUAGAGAAGGGGGAGAAAGAGGUGAAGGAGAUGAAGGAGAAAGAGGAGAAGGAGAAAGAGGAGGUGAAGGAGAUGAAGGAGAAAGAGGAGGUGAAGGAGAUGAAGGAGAUGAAGGAGGAAGCGGUUGAGAAAGCAAAGGAGGACGAGGAAGACAGUGAGAAAAAGAAGGAGGAAGAGAAAAAGAAGGAGGAGAUCAGGCCUGAGAGCGUAAUGGUGGUCUCAGAAGAAGUGGAGAGCUUCCUUAAAGAACCAGAAGAACAAAAUGGUGCCUUGCUCUCCAGUUUUGAGACACGUCUGUAGGAGGAAGAGAACCUGGCACAGGACAAACUACAGACUUUAAACUUAAACACUGCCAAGGGCACUUUAAAGGGCACUAAGAAUUGUACUCCGCAGUGUACUUUGAAGGGCACUAAAAAGUGUACUUAGAAGUGGGCCAAGAA